Molecule: messenger RNA, 1068 nt
Organism: Talpa occidentalis (Iberian mole)
Lineage: Eukaryota; Metazoa; Chordata; Mammalia; Eulipotyphla; Talpidae
Gene: HCAR1
Product: hydroxycarboxylic acid receptor 1
Exons: 1
Coding region: 1-1032 (343 amino acids)
Biological process (GO): G protein-coupled receptor signaling pathway
Cellular component (GO): membrane
Molecular function (GO): G protein-coupled receptor activity
Source: RefSeq, a predicted model, not a curated record
AUGAGCAAUGGGUCCUGCUGCCUCAUCGAGGGGGACCCCAUCUCACAGGUGAUGCCCCCGCUGCUGAUCCUGGCCUUCGUGCUGGGCGCCGUGGGCAACGGCAUCGCCCUGUGCGGCUUCUGCUUCCACAUGAAGACCUGGAAGCCCAGCACCAUCUACCUGUUCAACCUGGCCGUGGCCGACUUCCUCCUCAUGGUCUGCCUGCCCUUCCGGACAGACUACUACCGCAGACACCGGCGCUGGGCCUUCGAGGACAUCCCCUGCCGGGUGGCGCUCUUCAUGCUGGCCAUGAACAGGGCCGGGAGCAUCGUCUUCCUGACGGUGGUGGCCGUGGACCGCUACUUCAAAGUGGUCCACCCCCACCACGUGCUGAACACCAUCUCCAACCGCACGGCGGCCGGGAUCGUGGGCGCCCUCUGGACCCUGGUCAUCCUGGGGACGCUGUACCUGCUGACGGAGAACCACCUGUGCAUUCAAGACCAGACCAUCGCUUGCGAGAGCUUUAUCAUGGAGUCGGCCAAUGGCUGGCAUGACAUCAUGUUCCAGCUCGAGUUCUUCCUGCCCCUCGGCAUCAUCCUGUUCUGCUCUGUCAGGAUGGUCUGGAGUCUGAAGCAGCGGCAGCAGCUGGCCAGGCAGGCUCGGAUGAAGAAGGCGACCCGGUUCAUCAUGGUGGUGGCGGUGGUGUUCAUCACGUGCUACCUGCCCAGCGCGGCGGCCAGACUGUAUUUCCUCUGGACGGUGCCCUCCAGCGCCUGCGACCCGUCGGUCCACGUCGCCCUCCACGUCACCCUCAGCUUCACCUACAUGAACAGCAUGUUGGACCCACUGGUGUAUUACUUUUCCAGCCCCUCCUUCCCCAAGUUCUAUACCAAGCUCAAAAUCCGCAGUUUGAGGCCCAAGCGUCCGGAACGCGUGGGGACCCGGAAGCCCGAGGAGGUGCCCAUCUCGAACCUCGGUGGCAAGGGCUGCAUCGGCGCCGUCAGCAGCUUCCCAAGACCAUCGGACCUGCAGUGGGAUCUCCAGGGGUGCUGAACUGCGCCAGAAUAAGCAAACUCAAAUGCAAGGACG